Alosa sapidissima (American shad) is the source of this 1684-nucleotide messenger RNA. Its product is annotated as ly6/PLAUR domain-containing protein 8-like. Lineage: Eukaryota; Metazoa; Chordata; Actinopteri; Clupeiformes; Clupeidae. The record is from RefSeq and is a predicted model, not a curated record. The coding region runs from base 62 to 868 and encodes 268 amino acids. The transcript is spliced from 5 exons.
CCAUCGCACCUCCUUCAUAUAAAAAGGUAUCAUUGUGCACUUUUUUAUCAAUUCAGUCAAGAUGAAACUCAGCAUUAUCCUUGGUCUUUUGUGCAUGCUCAUAUCUGAAGUUGCCGCACUCACUUGCUACAACUGCUAUAAUGACACAUAUCAAUUCAAGUCCUGCAAUAAUGAGACCUGUCCAGAGAGUGAUGGAUAUUGUGCAAGUAGGACUCUUGUAGGUGGUUAUAGAAGAGUGCAUGAGCAGAUGUGUGUUUCAUCACAUUCCUGCAUAUCGGGGUCAAUAAACCUGGGAUUUUCUAAGUACACAGUGAACACCGAAUGCUGCAAAGGAGACCUCUGCAAUGAUGAGAUUGCUCCAGAGUUAAAUAGAAAUAAUACGGCCAAUGGGAGGGAAUGUUUCACCUGUGAAGGAGAUAACUGCACAAAAACACUGUCCUGUGUUGGAGACGAGGAUGUUUGCAUUGCAUCAUUGUGGAACAAUCAGGAGACAGUGAAAGGAUGUGCUUCCCUUGCUCUCUGCUUGUCUGCACGAAUCGUGGCUUAUAACUUGUCCUGGACAACAUGUUGUAAGGGGAACCUAUGCAACAGUGAAAGUUGGCACCCAUAUGACUACCAUGGCAUGUCUCCCUCCCAUCCCCACUCUGAUGAGCACCAACACGAUCCCCACUCUGACGACCACUAUUAUGACCCUCACUUUGAUGACUACUAUUAUGACCCCCACUCUGACGACCAUCACCCCACCUCUGAUGACUACUAUUAUGACCCCUACCCUUGUGAGGGGAUCUUCUGUAGCAGCACCAAGACUGUGGGGCAGAGUGUCCUGCUCCUGCUGGGGUCUCUCCUCUCUGUCCUGCUCGUCCACUGAUCGGCCUGCUUCUCAGAGUUCUCAGGUCACAGAUCACCUGCCCUUACUUUGCUUGUUCAAGUUAAAUCUUCUGCAUAGAUUAAUGAAUAUUGGACUUCCUGUCUUUCUUUCCCAUUGAAACGACCAGUUUUGUGAAAUAUUUUAAAUCAUAUUCACUUUGACUAUAAACCUUUCUGGAGAACAACAUACCGUAUGUUCAUCUCAUUAUCAUAGAAUGUAUAAAAUAUUAACAAUUAAUAUAGCAUCAACAUCUCAUGCAGUUCAUGAUUUAAGUGGACAUAUACAACAUGUUCUUAGUAGAAUAAAUCUAUAGUGAAGCAGAAGAAACAUGUAUUUGCAUGACAGCACCAGAGUAAAACUUUUACCUGGAAUAAAUUCCUUGAGAGCCUGUUAUAUAGCACUAUGUAACUUUGUUGCACCAUAGGCUAUAAGUUCUUUCAAUCAAGUACUGUAUGUUGUGUUAAAUGUGCUAAAUAAAUAAUACGUUGACUUGACUUGACAAGAACGUGACACUUCUCAGCGCUAAAGACACACAUCAGCGCUAAAUUGGUACCCAGUAUGUUGAAAAAAACAUACCCAGUAUGUUGUCCCCACAUAUGUGUGAUGAUUUCUGCAUGGUUAUGCACUGAUGAGGGAGAAGGUUGCUAGAAAGUGCAAUGUGGGAAAACAAAUCUUGAAAAACAACCUGUGCAAUGUGGGCAAAACAAAAUGUACUGUUUUGAGUCCUGUAUAAAUCUGUGUCAGCAAAAUUACUGCCUCUGUUUUUCCGUAAGUUGUAUCAGGUGAGGAAUAAAGAAAUUCAGUGGCUUGAUUUAA